Monosiga brevicollis MX1 is the source of this 8520-nucleotide messenger RNA. RefSeq lists its product as uncharacterized. Lineage: Eukaryota; Choanoflagellata; Craspedida; Salpingoecidae. Gene Ontology annotation, biological process: protein import into nucleus; post-transcriptional tethering of RNA polymerase II gene DNA at nuclear periphery; RNA export from nucleus. The record is from RefSeq and is a predicted model, not a curated record. The transcript is spliced from 33 exons. Gene Ontology annotation, molecular function: structural constituent of nuclear pore; carbohydrate binding. Bases 1 to 8472 code for a protein of 2823 amino acids. Gene Ontology annotation, cellular component: nuclear pore; nuclear pore cytoplasmic filaments.
AUGAUGAGGGGCUGUUGGGUGGUGUGGGUGGUGUUGGUGGGGGUCGGGCAGGUGAUUGGCGCGGCGCUGAAACAGCUGCCUGCAGCCAGCGACCAAGCAUGUGCCGACGCUUGUUUGCAGGAUGCUGCGUGCAUCUCCUUUAGCCGGGACAGUGCCAAUAUCACCUGCACGCUCAACCAGUGGAGUGUCGACUACGCCAUCGCUGACGCAACCGGAGCUCGCUACUAUCACCGUCUGCAGCCACGAAAUGAUGCCCGAGCCUAUCAAGCCGUGCCUUUCCAAGUCGAGGUCCCAACGAGCAACGUGACGCUUACGCCUGGUUCAGUGCUGCGUCGUGCCUUUGAUGCCAACAUCAUCUACCUUCUUGGUCAUCCCACCGACGAUUUGCUCUACUUUUUCCGCCUGCGCAACGGCAACCCGAAUCCGCCAGGCCAGUGCUGGGGUUGGGAUGCCAAUCUCCGCGGCAGCCUGGCCGGAGAGUUUCUCAUGGGAUCGGGCGGCAUCAGCCGUUGGCCCAUGGCCAACGCCACGCUCCGCGCGCGCAUGGAUGAGGUGGUGGCGGGCAUUCUGCAGGAGCAAGAGGCUGAUGGCUAUGCCAUGGGCUUUGCACGGAACGAAACCUGGACGCACGAGAACCCCGACUACGUCACGUCCUGGGUCACGCACGGUCUCUUGGAAGCCGCCAUUGCCGGCAAUGAGCAAGCGCUUCCCCUCAUUCGCCGCCAUCUCAACUGGUUCAACAACUGCACUUGGCUGCCACUGUAUCUGCCUCCUGAUGACCGCACCUCCUCGAGUCUCACCAACCCCAAUACCCAAGGCCAUGGCAUCUACCUCAUUUAUCAAGGCAUCAUUCACAACACGCGCAUGUCUCUGACCGAGCUGGGUACUCAGCAGGACAUUGAGGUUGUCAGCAAACUGAUGCAGGAGGAUUGGUGGCUGCGAGAGCUGGCCGCUCGCAAUCAAACUGCUGUUUGGCGCCGCAACUGGUUUCCACACAACUAUGAACUCACCGGGAUCGAGGCCUACAUGGAUAUGUACAUCAUGACAGGCAACAGCACCUAUCUGGACGCGGUGCAGGGGGCCUGGGACCUGUUUUGGCACCACUGGAUUCACCUGGGCGGCAGCAUUGCCAUCAACGAGCCAUGGGCCGUUUCCUAUCCCCCUGGGUCUUAUUAUCUGGACUUUACGGACCAGCAUCAUGAGGGCAUGACCUUGCGAUAUGGCGAGGCACCUGCCUGUCAAGGUCCGUCCGUGGACCUUGAGCAUCAGAAGCAAUGGUUCUCUGCGUACGUGCGUGACGUGACGGGACACCCCACGGGUGAGCUCUGCGGCUCCAUGUUUUGGCUCAAGCUAAAUCAGCGCUUUCAUCGGCUGGAUCCUUUGAACGAGACCUUUGUGACGGAAAUGGAGCGCGAGAUCUUCAACGUGGGCGUGGCCAACCAAGAACCCAACGGUCUGGGCAUUCGCUACUUUGCACUUUUGCACAAGAACAAGCAGGUUCCCACUACCACGGGCACCUGCUGUGAGGGCCAAGGCACGCGCAUGCUAGGCAGCCUGCCCGAAUACGUCUUUUCUUACAAUGGCACGGCCGUGUUUGUCAACCUGUAUACGGCUGCGAGUGCCCAUCUACCGCAAACGGCGGGCGAUGUGGAUAUUGUGAUCGACACGGUAUUUCCUUACGACUCGGCAGCCAACAUUACCAUCGCCGCAGCUGGCAGCGGGCAACUGGACGUCUUUGUGCGCAUCCCCAGCUGGCAAUCGGGCACAGUGGACGUGCGUGUGGAUGGGGCCGUGGCGGCUCACGGCACUCCAGGCACCUUUGUGCAUCUGAGCGUGACACGUGGCACAACAUCUCACGUCGUGGAGCUGAACCUGCAGGCCGCCCUAACAAGUCACCUGUAUACGGGUCUCACCCAGGUUAACGGCACUCGGCGAUAUGGCGUCUUGCAUGGGCCGAUUUUGAUGGCGGCCACGGGCCCAGUCAAUGUCACCACCGGUGUGGUGGACGUGGCGCUGCCCGCAGGCGCCCAAGUGUCCGAUCCGGCUUCAUUUUUAACGCGGGACGUCUGCCCUGCCGACGGCACCACAAACGGUGGAUUUGUCUUUGAAAAUGGGACACUGUUUUUGGAAUGCGCGCACGGUGGCACGAUCGAAAACGUUUCCUUCGCCUCUUUUGGCAAUCCCACCGGGACCUGUGGCAACUACGUGGUUGAUCCUGCUUGUCAUGCCCCGGAGAGUGUCCAGGUGGUGACGGCGCUCUGCCGUGGUCAAUCUUCCUGCGCCAUUGCCGCCUCAGAUGCGUUGUUUGGUGACCCCUGUGUGGGUAUGCCCAAGCGCCUGGCCGUGACCGUGACGGGCUGUGCACCCGCAGCCCCGAAUUCGCUCGACUAUGUCCUGACCGAAAACCCGGCACAUGUGGUCUGGCUGCUGUCUCUCUGUCUCUGUCUCUGUCUCUGUCUCUGUCUCUCUGUCUCUGUCUCUCUCUCUCUCUCUCUCUCUCUCUCUGUCAGUGAGCGCGGCCUUGCCACCAUGUUUGGCCAAGCUGGUAAGCUGCUUUGCCUGCCCGCCGCGGCCAGAAACGUGCACGCGCGUUGUCUUGGUGCCAUGCGGUCCAGCGGCGGCAAGACCGGCUUUGGCGGUGGUGGCUUUGGUGGUGGAGCCACGGGUGGUUUUGGCGCUCCUGCGGGCACUGCAGGUGGCUUUGGCGCUGGCGGUGCUUCCCAAGGCUUUGGUGGCGGUGCUGGGGCUUUUGGCGCCGGUGGUGCUGGGGCCGGCGGCUUUGGGGCCGGCGCUACCGGCGGCGCAUUUGGGGCUAAACCUGGCGGCUUUGGAGGUGCUGGUGGUGGCUUUGGUGCCCAAAGCACGGCCGGCGGCUUUGGUGCACAAGGCAUGCAAGGUGGAUUUGGCGCCCAGGCGGGUGGCUUUGGCCAAGGAGCUGCCGCUGGUGGUGGCAUGUUUGGUGCCAACAAGCCAACUGGUGGCUUUGGUGGCGGUGCUACCUCGACGUUUGGUGGUGGUGCAACGGCUGGCGGUGGCUUUGGCGCUGGCCGCUUCGGAGCGGGAGGCAUGGGUCAACAGGUUGGUGGCAUGGGUCAGCAGGCUGCUUCUGGCACCCGUGCCAUCCCCUUCAAGCCCCGUUCAUCAGACAGCAACAAGAAUGGUCCUCUCCGCUAUCAGUGCAUCUCAGCAAUGCAGCAAUACGAGCACAAAUCUCUCGAGGAACUACGCCUUGAAGAUUAUGCAGCAGCUGGCAAAGCCCCAGCCAUGGCUGGCGCAGCAGCUGGUGGCUUUGGUGCUCCUGCUAGUACGGCUGGUGGUUUCGGUGCUGGUGCGGGAGCAGGAGGCUUUGGCGCCAAGCCCAUGGGCGGUGGCAUGUUUGGGCAAACCGCCACGACGUCAGCCUUUGGCGGCGGUGCUGCCGGUGGAUUCGGUGCCAAGCCCAUGGGUGGCGGCUUUGGCGCUGGUGCAGGUGCUGCCGGUGCAGGUGCUGGUGGUUUCAAUCGCCCUGGCGCGGGCUUUGGACAGCAAGGCACCUCUGCCUUUGGCGGUACACAGACCUCUGUAUGUUUAUGGCGAGCGUUUCUAUCUGCGCCCACUCUUCUUUUUGCUUUCUCUCUCUCUCUCUCUCUCUCUCUCUCUCUCUCUUCUUGCUGGCUUCUCAUUGCGGUUGCAUAUUUGACACAGGCUUUUGGUGGCGGUGCUGCCGGUGGAUUUGGUGCCAAACCUGGUGGCUUCGGACAACAGGGUGCCGUGGGUGGCUUUGGCCAGCAGGGUGCCGCGGGUGGCUUUGGUCAGCCCGCCGCCAGCGGGUUUGGACAACAGGGUGCUGCCGGUGGCUUCGGUUCGACCGCCACUACUUCCGCCUUUGGCGCAAAACCCGGAGGUUUUGGCGCCACGGCCACGACGGGAUUUGGUGCAGCCGGCGCAGGCGGUGCAUUCGGUGCCAAACCUGGAGGCUUUGGCCAACCUGCUGCUACGGCUGGAGGGUUCGGUCAAGCCGGUGGCUUUGGUCAACAAGCUGGUGGAUUCGGCCAGACCGCCACUACUGCAGGUGGCUUUGGCCAACAAGGCGCUGCGGCGGGUGGCUUUGGCCAGAAGCCCGGCGGUUUUGGACAGGCCGGUGGUUUUGGUCAAGCCGGUGCAGCUGGUGGCUUUGGUCAGGCCGGUGGCUUUGGCCAAGCCGGCGCCGCGGGAGGGUUCGGUCAAACUAGUGCGGCGGGAGGUUUUGGUCAACAACAGGCAGCCGGCGGUUUUGGCCAGGCUGGUGCUGGUGGCUUUGGACAAACCCAGGCGGCUGGUGGAUUUGGCCAGCCCCAAGCCUCUGGUUUUGGAAAUACCGGUUUUGGCAUGGCAAAGCCUGGCGGCUUUGGAGGUGCCCAAACCACUGCGGGUUUUGGAAGCAACCCCAUGGCCAAUGCAGCUGGUGCGAUGACCAUGCCCGCCAUGGGCGCAAACAUGAUGGCCGCAACCAUGCCCGGUUUACCUGAACUGCCCAUCAAGCCUUCAGUGCCCAUCCCUGUUGGCCCUGAAGGCAUUGGCAGCAGCCCUUACGGUGAUCGCAAGCUGUUCCGACUUUCCAACAAGGAACGCCAGAGCAAGAGUCCUGGUGAUGCUCCAAGCAGCGCUACUGCCAAACCCGUUCGCAGCGCUGGCCGCACCCUGCCACCUCCUCUUUUUGGCUCGCGCCGCACCAUCCCCGUUCGCGCCGUCAAUCAUGAUCCAAUCAUUAACCUGGAUGACGACGAUGAUCAGCAAACCCUGUCAGUCUCCGAACUGACGCCACGCCGCGACAUCAAGCGCCUUGUGCUCAAACCGGCAGCAGGCUCUGUCAAAGACGUGCCCAACCGGCUGUUGAGCGACGACUUUGUGUCGUCUGCGCGCAGUGAAGCCCCGGCCCAGCGUGCGGCUGGCAGUAAGAAUCUCAAUGUCACCGCAAUGGACGCACAAUAUUCUGACUCAGGAGCCGAGCAGUCUGUCCUUGAUUUGCCGCCAAAGCAUUUGGACUUUUCGGACAAGGCUGCCACUCCUUCGCCCGUCGCACCAUCCAAGGCAGACAAAGAUGGUGAGCGCGUCAAAAAAUUUACGCUGCGCAAGGGCUACAAGAUGGUUUUGCAAUCCGCACACGAGUCAGCCCCACGCCCAUACACGCCAGAGGAACUUGCUGCUGUACCAGCUGCUGACCUGCGCCGCGUCACUCACCUCAAGAUUUCCAAUGAGUUUGGUGCCGUGGAGUUUGACGCCGUCAUCGAUCUCAGCGAAGGCAUGGACUUUGCUGAGAUUGUGAGCAUCCAGCGCAAGGAAAUCAGUGUUUACCCACCAGAGUAUCCGGAGAAACCAGCGCAGGGCGAAGGACUUAACCGUCCCGCCACCGUUGAGCUGCAUGGUGUUUUCCCCAGCGGCAUUCAGGACUUUUCUUCGGCGCCGGAAGCUGAAGCCAAGUACCGACUCAAGGUUGAAACCAACACAAAACGUGCUGGUGCUCACUUUGUAUCGUACAAGAAUGGAACUUGGAAGUUCAAGGUGGAUCAUUUUAGUCGGUAUGGCAUGGACGACGAUGAGGAUGAGGAGGAUGCUGCUGCUCAGAGUGGAGAGCCUGCCGCUCGCCAAACGAGCGUGCCUCUGAUUUCGGGCCUUGCGCGCCAGCGCUCGGCACCAGAGGCACACGGCAGCCCUCUGGUCAAGCCCAACGUCAAUUCAAGCAUCAUCCGUAUGGAUGAUGACGAGGAUGAGGAUUUCUCAGCCAGUGGGGCCAAUGAUCAGGCUGAGGACAUGGCUGUGGUUUUGGAAGAGUCGGGCGACCUGAAGGACCGAGAUCUUGAAGCCAAUUCUAGCCAGCACUGGGAAUGGGCCGGCGAGGAAAAGUCGGCGGGUCAGCGUCUUGCUCUGGCCACUGGCCUAGCUCCCGAAGCGCUCACGUCGAUGAAACAUCAACUUUUCGCCGAACCAGACUAUCAAGAUACGACGAAGAGUCAGCCUGCGGCAACCCGCUUGCGCUUUGUGGCUCCUCCCCACCGUGCGCCCGAAGACGAAGAUGGCUUGCAGUUUUCGUCACCAUUUGCGGCACGAUCCCACGCUGCUGUGACAGAGGAAUCGCGCUCCGAGCCAGACGUGCUGGCGGCGUUACCUCCUCUCAAAAAAGCCGCCCGUUUUGAUGAGGAUGCAGAGCAGGUUGUGCUGCUGCCGGCACCUGCUCCAUUGGAGCGUCUGAAGAUGGGGGCGGAUCGACUGAAGCAACCAGAAGCCCUUCUUGAAACAUUGGACCAAGACAAACGGCUUCCCAAGGAUUCGGCUGUAAUGCUGGGCCGGUCCUCGUGCAGCUCUUGGACGCAUCUGAAUCGUAUCAUUGUGCCGAGUCAUCAAGCCGAGCCUCUGAACCUGGCUGCUAUCUCAGAUGCUCGUGCACCUCCGCUUGGCCAGGGCACGGCCAUUGGCCAGCGCCGAGGGAUUCCAAUUUAUCGUUAUGCCUGGUCCGCAUCCCCUGAUUCAUUUCCCGUGCGUAGCGCUGUCGACGCACACGAGACAGCAGUGUUGCGCGACUUGAGCAUCGCCCCGCUUGAGAUACUACGCGCUGACGCCGAGUUGGUCCCGGCCAUCAUGACUGGAUACAAUGAAAAUCUGGCACAUCAAGCGCACAUGGGGGCGAGCUUGAGUGGUCAGCAGAGUGCCGACCCAGCUACAACGCGAAGAUCGCAUGCGCUGCACGCUUGUCAGCGGCUGUCAGCCCAUGCGCAACAGCUUGUUGCAACAGCAGCGCCGGGCACAACAAAGGCAGCUGCGCAGUAUGAUCAUCAGGUUUGGACGCUCAUCGAAGCACUCUGGUGCCCUCCGGAUCUGGUUGGGACCUCUCCAAGCGUGGAGGAGCUUGAAACGGGACUUAGCCAGCUCAUCAUGCACGCACACGGACAUGUGGAUCCCACUCGCUCACUAUACGCCGCUGCAAUGGCACGCCGUCGAGCAUUUUCGAAAUGGCUUUCAGCCACCGUGGCUCCCCUCGUGGCCCGUCUCGAUCUGACCGAAGGUCUUCCUGCCACUUCUGUUGUCGAUGAUGUGCCCUACCUCCAAAAUGUGCUGCGUGCCCUGCUGGUUCACGAUUUGGAGUCAGCUGCGUCGCUAGCAAGCAGCCAGAAGGACCAUCAUUUGAGUUUACUGAUUGCACAAGCUGGUGGUGCCAACAAGAUGCGGAGCUGGCUCUUGAACCAGUUGCAAGACUGGCAGCAGCGGGCAGCGGAUGACUUUAUCCACCCGCUCCGCUUGCGCAUUUAUGCCGUUUUGGCCGGUGCUAUGAUUUGGCCGGAUCAAGCCCAGACGCGUUUGCCAACCUGCCAAGGCUUACCGUGGCUAGCGGCGCUAGCGGUCCACCAUUGGUAUGCCGUUUCUUCCACCGCGACCGUGGCCGACAGCAUUCGGAGUUACGCACGAUCUGCUUUCAAUUUGCUCUCGGGCCGGAGCAAGUCCGGCGCUGCGGUGCAAACCUUUGAAGCCGCAGCACCUUCACCGAGUUAUUUGGACCCCGAAGCUCUGCAGGCACAGCAAAUGCUUGGCAUGCAGAAGUUUGAUGAUGCGUCGGGCAUGCCCAGCAGCAACUCUGACUUUUUUGGGGAUUUGCUGUUCAACAUCAUGCAAAUGUUUGCCUGCCCAUCCAACGUCAACAUGGAGCGGGCCUUGCUGGGUCGCACCGUGGGCCCAGAUCUGGAUGACUUGCGCCUGCCGUGCUUGGCUUACCUCAUCCUCCGAUCCCUGGGCGCCCCGCAAUUGAAUGCACACGCCGAGGCCCAGCUCUUGACUGACUUUGCCGCUCAGCUGGAAGGCGCGGGCGCUUGGUGCCACGCCGUCUUUGUCCUACUUCACUUGCGUGACGACGUGCCACGCACCCACGCGGCGCGUACUCUGGUCUUGCGUCACCUGACUGCUGAGUGCCGCGAAGCCGAGCGUGACUUUUUGAAGGUUGAACUCAAGGUGCCCGAGACUUGGCUCCACGAGGCUUUGGCACAAGAUGCUCUAUCUCGCCGGGACACUGCCGUGGCCGUCGAUCAUCUUCUCCGCGCUCAUCAAUACGACAGGGCGCACCAGCUGGUCAUGCGGCAGCUGGCUGUGCAGCUGGUCCUAGCGCGCCAAUUUCAUACACUUCUCGGCUUUUUGCAUCGCGUCGAGGCGGGCGUGCGCCAACAAUAUCAAGUUCAGCACUGGGAGCGUGGCGGGCGCGUUUUGUUGGAACUGCUUGACGUCACAACCGCUGAUAUUAAGGUGGAGGCAUCGCAAAACAUUGUGCAAAGCCUCGAAGGCUUUGGUCUUUCUGAUGCUGAGCGACGACUUUUGCGUGCCGAGUGUGCCAGCCACGUUGCCACCGCCUGGGAGGCCAAGCACCAACUGGAUGCCACCAAGUUGACGCACCUACCCGUCUCAUCGUCAUCCCGCCUGCGUGCACUGAAUGUUGUGGCCCACCAGUUCAUGUGCGCCCUGGACUCUUACUAACAAGCUGAACCCGUUUUGGAAAGUAAUCAAUUGAACUCGCCGUCGAGG